Molecule: messenger RNA, 2569 nt
Organism: Acomys russatus (golden spiny mouse)
Lineage: Eukaryota; Metazoa; Chordata; Mammalia; Rodentia; Muridae
Gene: Zscan10
Product: zinc finger and SCAN domain containing 10
Exons: 5
Coding region: 55-2397 (780 amino acids)
Biological process (GO): regulation of transcription by RNA polymerase II
Molecular function (GO): DNA-binding transcription factor activity; RNA polymerase II cis-regulatory region sequence-specific DNA binding
Source: RefSeq, a predicted model, not a curated record
AAGGAGCUGAAGAAAGAAAUCUAAGAGCCGGUCCGAUCACAGGAGUUUUGAAAGAUGCUGGCAGAACCAGUCCCAGGCGCCCAGGAACAAGAGCCGUUCGGAGCAGUGAAACUGGAGGACGAUGAGAUUGUCGGCGAGGAGGACCCCAGGCUAGCAGAGGCCCGGCCUAGGCCCGAGGUGGCCCACCAACUCUUCAGGUGCUUCCAGUACCAGGAAGAUAUGGGGCCGCGGGCGUCCCUGGGUCGGCUCCGGGAACUCUGCAACCACUGGCUACGGCCGGCUCUGCACACCAAGAAGCAGAUUCUGGAGCUCUUGGUGCUGGAGCAGUUCCUGAGCGUCCUGCCCCCGCAUGUGCUGAGCCGCCUGAAGGGCCAGCCGCUCAGGGACGGCGAGGAGGUGGUCCGGCUGCUGGAGGGCGUGCCCAGAGACACCAGCCACGUGGGGCCACUGGAUUUUAGCUUCAGUGCUGGCAAGAGCGCCCCUGCUGACAUCAUCCCAGAGGACCAAAAUAGCCCUUCCCAGGUCCCCAGCCACAGCCCCAAAAGGGAGAUGCCCUCAGAGGACUCUGCAGCCCUGCGUCCAUUGCAUGAAGUGUCCCCGUCUCAGCCAGUGCCUGUCAGGCCUGCUGAACCCGAGGAGUGGACGCUCGCCCCAAGUUCAAACUGGCCAGUGAGCCCAGAGCCCCAGGAGACACUCCAGGACCCUCAAGAAAGCUACCCCUCCCAGGGCCCGUCAUGGCUUGAGGAACAUUCCAGAGACCAAGAGCUGGCAGCGGUGUUGGAGUCCCUGACCUUUGAAGAUACCUCGGAGAAGAAAGCUUGGCUUGAAAACCCUAUUGGACUUGGGAACAGAGCAGCUGACAAGGAGGAACUGCACGCUGAAAAGCAUAAAGUGACUGCUUGGCCUGUCGUCACCUUACCGGAGUCGCAGACGGAGAGCCCUGGAGUUGCAGGAGAGCCUCUUACCCAGACACUGGGGCAGGAGACAAGCAGUGCUGGCUGGGAAGGGACCCCUGCUGACAACAGUGAAGCUACAGCAGUCAGAGGAGUUGCAGAUGUCCCACAGUCCCAGGCAGACACGCGGUUCAUAUGUACAGAGUGUGGAGUGAGCUUCCCGCAGCUGUCCCACUUAAAGGCCCACCAGCUACAAUCUCAUCCUAGCUCUCGCUCUCACCCAAGGUCCCGUUCCUUCCAGUGUCUGUGGUGCGGGAAGACUUUCGGGCGCAGCUCCAUCCUCAAACUGCACAUGCGCACGCACACUGAUGAGCGGCCGCACGCCUGUCAUCUCUGCAGCCACCGCUUCCGCCAGAGCUCACACCUGACGAAGCACUUGCUAACGCAUUUCUCUGAGCCUACCUUCCGGUGUGCCGAGUGUGACCAGGGCUUCCAGCGUCGUUCCAGCCUCAUGAAGCACCUGCGGGCACACGCCCAGGAACAAAAUCCCAAGCCAGACUCAGAUGGUAAGAUAAAAGUGCCAGAAGUGACGGUCGUUCUCUGCACCCACUGCGGGCAGACCUUCCAACGACGCUCUAGCUUAAAGCGUCACCUGCGCAUCCAUGCUAAGGACAAGGACCAUCAGUCAUCAGAAGACCCUGGCAGCCUUAACUCUCGCCAGGAGAGCAAGCCCUAUGUGUGCAAUGACUGUGGUAAGGCCUUCCGACGAAGCGAGCACCUCAUGACUCAUAGGCGAGUCCACACCAGCGAACGACCGUUCUCCUGCCAGGUCUGUGGCCGCUGUUUCACCCAAAGUUCCCAGCUGAUCAGCCACCAGCAGGUGCACACAGGUGAGAAGCCCCAUGCCUGUCCUCAGUGCAACAAACGAUUUGUGAGACGUGCGGGCCUUGUUCGUCAUCUGUUGACCCACGGUGGCCUCCGGCCUUACCACUGUGCCCAGUGUGGCAAAAGUUUCCGCCAAAUGCGAGACCUGACCCGCCACCUGCGCAGCCACACGGGAGAGAAACCCUGCCGAUGCAGCGAAUGUGGAGAGGGGUUUAGCCAGAGUGCCCACCUGGCACGCCACCAACGCAUCCACACUGGGGAGAAGCCCCACGCCUGUGACACUUGUGGUCACCGCUUCCGCAAUAGCUCCAACUUGGCCCGCCACCGCCGCAGCCACACCGGCGAAAGGCCCUACAGCUGCCCAACCUGCAGCCGCAGCUUCCGGCGCAAUGCGCACCUGCAGCGCCACCUGGCCACACACAACGGGUCAAGGCAAGAAUUGGAAGAUCCCCAGGAGUGCCCGGAGUGUGGCAAGAGCUUCAAUCGCAUGUCCAACUUGCUGCGCCACCUGCUGGUUCACACAGGCGCAAGGCCUUACUCCUGUGUGCUGUGUGGACGUGGCUUCAGCCGCAACUCGCAUCUGCUGCGCCAUAUGCGAACCCAUGCCCGGGAGUUCUAGCAACUUUGUCCCGUAUGCACAUCCGUCUGUGCGUGCGUAAGAUUCCCUGUGAUGGCCCCUUCACACAUACUUCCCUCCUGGUUCCUCCACAUUUGGCCUCCCCAACUUUGACCUCUUUCCCUGACCCCAGGAAUGUGUUUUCAGAGACUUAAAGUAAAGCUGCCGGCUCAAA